GGGGCGCGCCCGGAAGCCGCAAAGCCGAGGCGGCUCGCACAUCCGGGGGCUGCGGAUAAAUGGCUGUCGGCUGCGGGCGGCGAGAUGGCGCGUCCUGCUGUGAACUUGCGUCUGCGUCCUGCGGCGUCUCGGUUCCCGUGUCGAGGCUCUUUUGGCCUCGCUCCCCGGAGCCGAUUGCGGAGGAGGACACCUGCGUGUCCGUCUCUAUCUUCCGCUGCUUCCUGCAGCUGCCUGGGUCCCAAACGAGAGCCAGGUAAUAUUAUAACUCUGCCAUCUGCGUUUUGAAUACUGUUCUCAUAAUGGAGUUUCCUGAUUUGGGGAAGCAUUGUUCAGAAAAAACUUGCAAGCAGCUAGAUUUUCUUCCAAUAAAAUGUGAUAUGUGUAAACAAGAUUUCUGUAAAGAUCAUUUUACACAUGCUGCACAUAAGUGUCCGUGUGCAUUCCAGAAGGAUGUUAAGGUCCCCGUGUGCCCACUCUGUAAUAUCCCCAUCCCAAUAAAAAAGGGACAGGUCCCAGAUGUGGUGGUUGGCGAUCACAUGGAUCGAGACUGUGGCUAUCAUCCUGUGAAGAAGAAAGAGAAGGCUUGCAGUCGGUGCCUGGCAUCUGAUGUCUUCAUCCCACCUGCCUGCAGCGGGGGAAGCACGACGUGUCCUCACUCCAUGCCUCGGGGGCUUUCCUUGUCCCGAGCUGGACUUUGGCUGACAUCACUGGUUUUCCUGGGCAGGGCCCGGAGCCAUGUUGUGGUUCCUAAUGCCCAGCAUCUUGCGUGGGAGCCUGGGAAGCCUGGCUGCUACUUCCUGUCUGGUUUACGGACUACAGGAUCAAACAUUGUCACAAGAUGCCCCCAGAAGACCUUUGUCUGAAUCAGAUAGCUGUGCUGUGGUGAAUCAUAAGAAGAAAACAAAUGAAACAGCAGUCCACCCAAAGGAGGCUCUUGAUGGGCCAGUGUUCCCUCUCCUGGUUUCACUUAAACAGUCCCUGGAGCGUGAGGACAAUUAGAAAGGCUAAUGUUUCUAUGGCAAUCGGGUAGAAAGCUUAUGGGCUUCCAGGACAGAGAUAAAAUGGACCAUUAAACAAGCUGGCGUCAGUGUGCACACAAUGCUGAGUGCUGUGAUCGUCUGCAGGGGUGACUUGGGCCUGUUGCUCGGCCGGGAGUGUGCUCAGUUCCAGGGACUUCUGUGGCACCCACACUUUGUCCAUCACAAGCACCCUCUGAUUCUCUGUUCUGUAGGAGCCAAGCCCGUCCAUCAUUGUGCUACACCCCUGGGUCUCAUA
This is a messenger RNA of Saimiri boliviensis boliviensis (Bolivian squirrel monkey), 1275 nucleotides long. RefSeq names its product zinc finger AN1-type containing 2A (gene ZFAND2A). The record is from RefSeq and is a predicted model, not a curated record. Gene Ontology annotation, molecular function: zinc ion binding. Gene Ontology annotation, biological process: proteasome-mediated ubiquitin-dependent protein catabolic process; protein targeting to ER. Gene Ontology annotation, cellular component: endoplasmic reticulum; cytoplasm. Lineage: Eukaryota; Metazoa; Chordata; Mammalia; Primates; Cebidae.